Nylanderia fulva is the source of this 2260-nucleotide messenger RNA. Its product is annotated as complex I assembly factor ACAD9, mitochondrial. The record is from RefSeq and is a predicted model, not a curated record. Gene Ontology annotation, molecular function: flavin adenine dinucleotide binding; acyl-CoA dehydrogenase activity. NCBI's taxonomy places the organism in Eukaryota, Metazoa, Arthropoda, Insecta, Hymenoptera, Formicidae.
UUAUGUAGUAUGGAUCUAUGGUACAUGUGAUAUAUAUACACACUUUGGCAUAAUUUUAAAAGAUUAUUUUAUCAUAACAACAAUGUUGGCACGCCAAAUUCUUUGCAAAAAAUUAUUGCGAUAUUCCUCGUGCAGCUGCGUAUCCGUUCGACAUACGCAAAGCGCGAGUGAACAUGCGUUAGACACGAUUAACCUUGAAACGCGACUGCCGGUAUCCAUAAAGAGGCAACGACAACGGGAACCCUUCGCCAAAAAUUUAUUUCUCGGCGUAUUUGACCAUGAAUUCAUGUAUUAUCCCGAGCCACAAACCAAGGAGAGGCAUACGCGGUUCUUCGAGUGGCUCCAACCCAUCGAAAGGUAUGUUUCGGAGAAGUUGGAAGAUCCGCAAACUGCCAGGAAGGACGACAUUCUCUCCCAUCUGAGAGAUCUGGGUGUUUUUCGGGCACACGUGGAGGAACAGCAUUUCGGUCUAAGCUUAAACGAGACAGAAUUGGCCAAAUUAGUGGAGGUACUCAGCUGUUUGCCCUGGUUGGGUUCCUACAUCAUCCAAAAUCACAUUGUACCUGUGCAUAUCAUCUCUACAAUGGCCUCGGAGGAACAGAAAGCAAAGUAUUUACCGAGAAUAGCGACCGGUGAAAUCGUUCCCACGGUCUGCUAUACCGAAUCCGAGGGUGGAAUUAAUAUACGUAAUAUUAAUACUAAAUCAGAAAUGUCAGAUUGUGACACACAUUACAUAUUGAAUGGUGAGAAGUCGUUUGUAGUCAACGGACAUGAUUCGAAUCUAUUUCUUGUCUUCUCUCAUUUUGGCCAUUCUCAAGCAAUCAGCAGUGGACACGGUGUCUUGUCUGUGUUUUUAGUAGAACGAGAUACGAAUGGUAUUGUCUGUAAGGACAUCAAGAACCUAGUGGGGCUUCACAAUAGUCCUGUCUGUACAGUCACUUUUAACAAUACCAAAAUUCCAAAGGACAAUUUGUUAGGUGACAUAAAAUCUGGAAGGAAUAUAUUGAUAGAUUCACUUGCACCUGGAAACAGAAACAUUGCUCCACAAGCAGUUGGUAUGCUGAGAACUUUCAUCAAAUUAUUAACGAAACAUGUACUAGAGAGGAAACAUCUGGAUCAAAAUCUGCACGAAUAUGAAUCUGUUCAAGAAGUGAUAGGUAGAUUGUCAAGCUCCUUAUAUAGCAUGGAAAGUAUGUUGUAUUAUACCACUGGCAUCAUCGAUAUGUAUGAAAAUCAAGAUUGCACACUCGAAAAAGCUAUGGUAGAGAUGUAUUGUGCAAACAAAUGUGUAACGAGUAUUUAUGAGGGACUACAAAUUAUUGGAGUGCAGAGUUAUUUGAGGGAGAAGCCUUAUAUACAGAUCUUUGAGGAUGUAUUAUCUUAUACGCUGUUCGAUUCUUACAAUAUCGAUUCUAACAUAUAUAUCUCUCUACUUGGUCUGCAACAUGUAGGUAAAAAUUUACGCCAACAUAUAAUUAAGAUACGAAAUCCGUUUAAUUAUCCUAAGCACAUGUUCAACUGGGUCUUCGGUAAAGAUUAUCGAUUAAACCUUCACAUCGCCGACCACCUGCAUCCAUCUUUGGUAAGCGGCGGUGAAAUACUAGAAAAAUGUAUCGGCAGGUUACAGACCGUCGCGGUUUUGAUGUUACAACGUCACGGUACUGAAAUAUCCGAUCGGCAAAUGGAAUUGCGUAGAAUAAGCGAAUUAGCAAUGAAAACGUUCGCGCUAGUAACUGUCCUCUCACGCACUUCUAGGGCGUAUUGCAUAGGUGUAAGAAAUGCCGAUUUAGAUCGACAACUGGCUAACAUCUUUGCGAUUCUCACGGAAAAUAGAGUUAAAGCUAUUGCGGACGAAAUUCUAUUAGGAGAGUUUACGAACGGUGAUAAAUUGCACAAAAAUGUUGCCGAACUGAUAUAUGGUAAGAAAGAUUAUUUUGCCGAACAUCCGUUAAACAGAACUUACUAAACAUUCGUCUUGUUUCGGAUUUAAUUCGUUUUAGAAUGCAAGUUAUAUAUAUAUGUGUAUGUAUAAUAAAAGAAAUAAAAAGAAUCCCAAAAAUGCGAGCAAUGUAUUUAAGUUAUAAAUAAUCAAUGCUCGUAGAAUGUAUAAUAUAGAUGCAUCUGUAAAUUACUUUCAACCAAACUAUUUGUUUCUUCUAUAUUAUAAAAUGAAAUUACAUUUUGUAAUUAUAUAUAGUGUAUCUGAUUUGUUCCAAAAAUAAAAAAAAACAUACACAUUGUGUUAUGUUAUCCACCAAAA